AUGCCGGCCAAUCAAAGUCCAAUGAGCGACACAACGGAGGUCCAAUCGGGUAUUUCUGCCACUAUCUUUGAGCUUCAAGAGGCGUUCACUGCGCUGAGCAGCUGUACCACUGAAUUUGCAAAUUUUCAUCCAAAAUCUGACUCGACCCAACGGGAGAUAGAAGCGUGCAGCCGAAGAAUCCUUGAACACGAUCGCGAGAUGAAAGGAUUGUUGGACAAAACGAAAUCAGAACUUGUGGAUGAUAUCAAGCGUGCCGCUGAGGCAUCAGUAAGAGCCAAAAUUGUAAAUUUGGUCCGACAAGAAGUGAUGCGGCAGGUCAAAGAACAAGUUGAUGAACAAAUCAAGGAGCAUCUGCCAGAAAGUUUGCAGCAGCAGGCAGAUGAGGGUAAGCGACAAGUUGAAGAGAUGAAAAUUUCCCUGCGAAAUUCGUGA
Molecule: messenger RNA, 432 nt
Organism: Psilocybe cubensis
Lineage: Eukaryota; Fungi; Basidiomycota; Agaricomycetes; Agaricales; Agrocybaceae
Exons: 4
Coding region: 1-432 (143 amino acids)
Source: RefSeq, a predicted model, not a curated record